AGUAACGUUCCUGUGGUGAGUUUCUGUGUCAUCUCGUGCUGCUGAUCGUGUGCUGCUGUCGAUUUUGAGUGUGUGUGAUUUGAGUUUAGUUUAAGGGAACUGAGCUCCUCAUAUUGUCCACAGAAAUGUGUCAUUGCGUUAAGGGAACAUGCUUUAAAUACUCACUCCAUGCUGAGAGUGUAAUUAAAAACACCUGUUUGCGUCAGUCUGCAGGUAAACGUGUCAUCACUGGGUAUGAAAAGCUCAGUCGUUCACAGGCAGGGUUUGGGUGAAGCUCACCCAAAGUGAAAGGACAAAUAGUUAGAUCAUGAACGUCUCAUCCUCCGACGUUCACAAGCCAGGUGGUGACGCACACCUGUGAAAGCGCCGUCAGAGCUGAAAGGUCCACUCACAGGUUGGCAACAACACGCGGUGCAGGAAGGCGAACCGCAUCCUGUACGUGUUAUGGUCCCUUGGAAAAAAGAGUUUGGAAGCAUAAAAUACAACAAGUGAGACCCAGACUGUUGAGUAACUGAAGUCGUUUGUCAGGCAGGAAUUCAACAAUGAAAAGUCCCAACUUCCCAUGAAGGUCCCAACAAGUUGCUGAGUGUUGCUCAAGCAAAAGCCACCAUGAAAAUAGCAUCUUUUAACAUCCAGAGGUUUGGGAAAAACAAAGUGUCUGAUCCAGAUGUCCUCAAUAUCCUGACGAAGAUCGUGUCUCAGUACGACAUCAUCGUGAUCCUGGAGGUGGUGGACAUCAGCGGAGAGUCUGUGAAGAUCUUCCUGGAUGCCAUGAACAAAGUCAACAGGAAGCAUCACUACACCAUGAAGAUCAGCACUCGUUUGGGCCGAACGCGCUACAAGGAGCAGUUCAUGUUCCUGUACAGGGAUGACAUGGUUGACUUGGUGGGCUCCUAUCAGUUUGAUGACCAGGUAACUGAGGGAGGAGAUGUUUUUGCCAGAGAUCCUUACAUCCUGCGAUUCAGAUGCCUCAACACAGUUCUGAAGGACCUCGUGAUGAUCCCAGUUCACACCAAACCAGACGACUCGGAGAAGGAGCUGGAUGAGCUCUACGAUGUUUUCCAGCACGUCAAGAAGAAGUGGAGGACUGAUAACAUCAUGAUCCUGGGCGACUUCAACGCCGACGGUUUGUACGUCUCCAAGAAGGACAUGAAGGGCAUCCGCAUCCGCACCGACAAGAACUUCCACUGGCUGAUCGGAGACGACGUCGACACCACGGCGAGCAACCGAAACGACCACACGUACGACAGGAUUGUGGUUUACGGAGACGACAUGCUGCAGGCUGUGGUGCCCAACUCGGCCAAACCCUUCAACUUCCAGAAGGCCUUCGCACUCAGCGAGGAGCAGGCUCUGAAAGUGAGUGACCAUUACCCUGUGGAGGUAAAGCUGAAGUCCAUAAAGCAGGAAGAGGAUGAUAUGGAAACCCAAACUCAGGUGGUGCCGCCGGGUCUCGUGGCCCUGGAUGCGGAUCUACUGGAGCUGAAGAGAGGAAACCUGCUGCUGGAGAGGGAGAAGCUCAGCCUGGAGAUCAAGAUUCUCAGGGCAAAGAUGGCCAAGUUGGAAGGAAAUGUAGUUUAAACUCAAGACGCCAGAUGCAUCCAGAACACGUAACGGAACAAUAAACCCCGAUCUUAAACCAGUACCUACAGAACCACUUUGCAGGAGAGAUGAACCAGUUUGAUACCAUUAGCUCACUGCACUUCGCUGGAAGCACAUCUUGAACUUCCCUCGGGAUCAAUAAAGUACCGUAUGUAUCCAUCAUUACCUCAGGCAGCAUCCUGGACUGCUGCACAUUUCUGAUUGUGUGGAUGACUGCUCGUAUGGCUCACCAGUAUGAACACCGUUCACUGUGCGUUUUGACUCUUGACUGAAUUAAGCUUAAGCAGCAAGUACAUUUACUUGACGCAAUUAUGAAAGAUAGCUCUUAAACUGUACACUGUAAGAAAAUCAGCACCUGCUAAACCGAUGCUGUCAGUUUUGGAGUCUCAUCAGAGUCUCGUGUCUUGUAAAUGCAGCUGCUGCUUGUCAAUAAACAGAAGUUGUUGGUCACAAAAAGUUUUUUUUGUUCAUUUAAAAACUAAUCAAGAUUUUGUUUUGAUCUUUAAAGACACAGAAAACUUCAUUAUUACAUUUAACUCAGUGUGAUGGUUUUAACAAUUUAAUAAAGAAUUAGAAUAACAAGCAGUAAUUACAAAAACUUUAUUAGUAUCUCCCUGUUUACAAUACAACAAAAGUCAGAAGAAAAAAAAACUCGGUGUGAGUCGUGUUUCUGAUGAGAGCUAAAACUUUCACACGGGCACACAGUCCUUCGUUACUAAAUCGGAUUUGAAGAUUUGGGUCAGUGUGUACGACUGAGUGUCACAGCGUGAAACCUCUAAUUACAUGCCUGUAGGAGUUAUGGUGUACCUGACCGGCAACAGAUAAUUCCUGUCCUCGAAAUCCUCAAAUUCACAAAUUUUCUGUACGUUUUCACUGGCGGAGGGGGGUCGACACAAGGACAUGUUUUGAGUUUGAUGAUGCGGGAAGCGAGGCCGGGGAGCAACCAUAUGUAGACACCAGAUUCAGAUUUUACUUCUUGCCUGAUUUUUUCAUGCCGCUUCCACCU
This is a messenger RNA of Scatophagus argus, 2605 nucleotides long. It is a transcript of the gene dnase1l4.1, whose product is annotated as deoxyribonuclease 1 like 4, tandem duplicate 1. Gene Ontology annotation, cellular component: nucleus. The record is from RefSeq and is a predicted model, not a curated record. The transcript has 10 exons. Gene Ontology annotation, biological process: DNA catabolic process. Gene Ontology annotation, molecular function: DNA nuclease activity. Lineage: Eukaryota; Metazoa; Chordata; Actinopteri; Scatophagidae. The coding region runs from base 610 to 1578 and encodes 322 amino acids.